Myripristis murdjan (pinecone soldierfish) is the source of this 1422-nucleotide messenger RNA. Its product is annotated as matrix remodeling-associated protein 8-like. The transcript is spliced from 10 exons. Gene Ontology annotation, biological process: cell differentiation; cell adhesion. Gene Ontology annotation, cellular component: membrane; cell surface. Lineage: Eukaryota; Metazoa; Chordata; Actinopteri; Holocentriformes; Holocentridae. The record is from RefSeq and is a predicted model, not a curated record. Bases 92 to 1366 code for a protein of 424 amino acids.
UGAAGUGCUCUUGUGUUUUUCCAGUUGAUCCCGCACCGCACCGCACGCACGUCAGUCGGCUUUCACCCGCGCAGCCCGCACCGUGUCAAAGAUGCACGGCGACAUGACUCUCCUUCAGCUUCUUGCUGUCCUCUUCCUCCCAGGAGCAUGGGGUCAGAGCAGCAGCAACAGGUUAGGCGUUGUGGUUGAGGCCAAGAACAUUACCCUCCCCGCGGGGUCGAAGGCCACCCUGGCCUGCCACAGCCCCCGCAUGAUUUGGACACAGGACAGACUGAAGGACCGUCAGAGGGUGGUGCACUGGGACCUGGUCCGCAGCAGCCCAGAGUACUCUGUGGAGCGAAUCCUGGACAUGUCUCCUGGAGCCAAUCAGAGGGUCUACAAUGGCUUCAACAAGGGACGCAUCUCCGUGCCAGAGUCUGCUUUCAGUGAUGGCAACUUCUCCCUCAUCAUCAACAGUGUGGCCACAACUGACCGAGGUGUGUAUACCUGUAAUCUUCACCAUCACUACUGCCAGAUUCACCAGUCCAUCCAAAUCCAACUCAAUGUCACCAAAAUAGCUCGAAAAGAGAAACGUUACUGGGAUGGAGAGAAGACCGUGUUCGUGGUGUUGCUGGGCAGCUCGGUGGCAUUGCCCUGCGUGAACCGGCGUCCCCUUUGGAGAGAAGGCCUCCAAGAGGACCAGCAGCAGGUGGCCCACUGGGACUUCCAGCCCCCAGGCGUGCGUCCCGACAGGGCCGACCGCCUCGUGGACCUCUACGCCUCUGGGGAGCGCCGGGAGUACGGGCCACUUUUUGCCCGGAACAAGAUGAGUGUGGCCGAGGAUGCCUUUUCUGUUGGGGACUUCUCGCUGUCCAUCUCUGACCUGGCGCCUGUGGACAAGGGGCUGUACUCCUGCCACCUACACCAUCACUACUGCGGCCUGCAUGAGAGACGCAUCUUCAGACUGACUGUCGGCCCUCCGCUUCCCCCCGCCCUCACCGCAGCCCCCCGGAUUCUGGAGAAUGAUGAGCCAGAGCCAAGCACCGAGGACGUAGAGAGGCCAAGAGUCGUGAAUGUCAUCCUCCCCGAGCAUCGAGGUUAUUUCAUGCAGCAGAUGGGCUACAUCUUAGCCACCUUCUUGCUGCUGGCCUUCAUUGUUGCCGCUGUCAUUGUGCUGACACGCCGACGCAAAAAGAGAGGGGUGGAGUAUGACCUGCGAUAUGAGCGGGGGAAUGUGAUCAGUGGAGGUGAAAUCUCAUUAGAAAGCACAGAGCUGAAGGCCUGCAACCAGGAACCACUGAAUUCAGACUACAAAAACAACCUACUGAAGGAGCGAGAUAUGACCAAAGAGUGCAAUAAGGACUUUGAUGGGAAGCUUUGGAAGUGAGUGGGACGUCGCUGAGAUGCUGCUGGCAGGUCCAGGGCAGACACAGGAAGAGGAAA